Messenger RNA from Colletotrichum orchidophilum, 522 nucleotides. RefSeq lists its product as uncharacterized. The transcript has a single exon. Gene Ontology annotation, biological process: protein localization to plasma membrane; eisosome assembly. Gene Ontology annotation, cellular component: eisosome; plasma membrane. The record is from RefSeq and is a predicted model, not a curated record. Lineage: Eukaryota; Fungi; Ascomycota; Sordariomycetes; Glomerellales; Glomerellaceae. Bases 1 to 522 code for a protein of 173 amino acids.
AUGAUGGAAUCAAUGUUGCAGGUCCUCGUCCGGGGUGUACAGAUUCUCUGGGUCCUCCUCGUCACAGCACUGAUCGGCAAUGUCAUCGCCCUCAACAUUAACAGUGCCGGCUCUGCCAUGGCCGCCAUCAAUUUCUCUAUGUUCGUCGCUGUCAUCAGUUGGCUGGCGGCUCUCUACGGCCUGGCAGCCGCCUUCGUCUCGGCCAUCGCCAUCCCCAUUGCCCUGUUAGCUCUCGAUGGCGCUGCUAUCCUCUUCACAUUCAUCGACGCCAUUGUGUUGUCCGCCAAGCUGCGCGCAGUCAACUGUGGCUCGCUGAAUAGGAGGGACUUGCCGAGCGACUACAUUGUCUGGGGCUCCGCCAACGACGAGAAGCGCUGCCGCGAGAUCCAGGCCAGCACCGUCUUCAUGUGGUUCCUGUUCGCCAGCUUCUGUGCAGGCGGCUUCUUCACCUUCAUGAACUUCCGUCGCGGCGGGGGUUCUGUCCGCAGCUCUCGCCCCAGCAUGGCGCAGGUUGGCGUCUAA